AUGUCCAAUUAUCUUUCUACUGAGCUUACAGCUACAUGUGCUGCGCUUGGUUAUUAUGAUGGGAGUAAAUAUCACUUAGAUAAAUAUUGCUUAGAGGUCAUAAAAGACCUAAUUAGGUAUUUAAGAAGAGAUGAUGAUAGUCAUACUGUGCGUCAGUUUCUUUAUCAAUCAAAAGUACUUGAAACUGAUCUUAUUAAAAUUUUUAUCGAGCAUACCGACAAACUUGAACUUUGGGAUGUAUUAUUGAGGUUGAUCAUUAAUUUAACAAGUCCAAUUUUCUUUAUUUAUAAUGAGCGUGUGCCCAUUGAUAAAUUGGAACGUACUACAUAUCAGAAACUUAUUUCAUAUACUCAAGCAUACAAAAUAGCAUUCACUGAUGAACGUGUAUGGACAACCUUAAGCAAUCGCUUGAGUAAAAUUCUUAAAUUAGAUAAUAUAGAAAGAGGAGAGGAAGAUAAUAUGGUUAUUGAAAGAAUCCUCGUUUUCAUUAGAAACAUAUUACAAAUUCCUCCUGAUGAAAACGAGAAACGUGUUGAUACAGAUGUUACAGUUCAUGAUCAGGUUUUAUUUGCUCUUAAUGCAUCAGGAAUUGUUGAUUUGUUACUGUUUAUUGCUAGUAAUACUAGUGAACAAAAUUACCACUUACAAGUAGUAGAGAUUAUAUCGUUAAUGCUACGCGACCAGAGUGCAAGUCUGUUAGCAACAUCUGGUUUGCAACGUAGUACAACAGAAAAAGAAAGAGACGAGGCAGUACUCUUAGCUGCUCGACAAAAAGAGAGGCAACAGAAAAUGGAUAGAAUAAGAAAAUAUGCAGGAGUUCGGCAUUCACGUUUUGGAGGUACUUACGUCGUUCAGAAUAUGAAAGCCAUCGGAGAUAAUCAACUGAUAUGUCACAAACCGUACCAGAAGAUCGAGUCAUUAAGUUUCGGCCAAGAGAAGACCAAAGUAAUGAGACCAAAAAAUAGACGACCAAUGUCAGACCCAAGGGGUGAGCGUACAUCCACUCUAAGCGUAAGACUGUUCUUGAAAGAAUUCUGCGUGGAAUUUUUGAAUGCUGCUUAUAAUCCCGUAAUGAGAUAUGUAAGACAUUGCAUCGGUGGAAAUCAAGUCGAACCAAUCGAAACGACUUGCUAUCUUUGGGCUUUGCGUUUCUUCAUGGAGUUCAAUCGCCAUUACAAGUUCGAGGUAAAAUAUGUGAGCGAAACAAUAUCUACGGAAGUAUUUCACGUGGUGCAAAGACAGAUGGAACAAUACUAUGAGAUGAUGAUGACCGAUAAAAAAAGAAUACCAGUUUGGUCGUAUAGAUUACAUCUAGCAUUAAAAGCGUAUCAGGAACUUCUGCACACUUUAAUGGCGAUGGAUCAAAGCAAGGAUCACGGUGUUAGAGAAUCCAGUAAAGUCAUUAAGAGCAACAUAUUUUACGUUCCAGAAUAUCGAGAAACGAUUCUUUCUCAGCUUCUCGGUUUCGACGAACUUAAAAUGUCACGACAAUAUUUGGCCGAUCUCAUCACAACGGUGCACAUCUUUUUGAAAAUGUUGGGUGUUUAUUGUGGAAGAAAUGCUCGUAACAUAAUGAUUCAGAAAGCGAAGCAUAGAUCACGCAAAAGGGGAAAUAAAAAAAAAACUGUACAGAAAGAGCAACCGACUCCUCAAAGUGCAGAGGAUCGAUGGGUUAAUAUUGGCCCUCAGUUAUCUGCAGUAAUGCGAGACGGGACAAUACCGGAAGUUGUACCAUUUGAUGCGACAUUGGAUGUUCCGAUAGACGAUCAAAAAGUCGAUGCUGUGAAGAAAAUUCAAAAACUACUGCGGACGAAGGAUUUCGAACAAGCUAUUGGCCUUAUUCGUUCAGCGAGAGAUGUCUGGCCUGAAAACGAUUCUUUCGGAAAAGCAGACAGUACUCCUGAAGAAGAAUUCGCGACGCUACGAGAAAUCUUCUUUGCAGAUUUGGGUGUUGAAGAUGAUCCUAUUCCAUUAAGCGAAACGAACCAGGAAGAAAAUGUCGAGCAGUUCGUUAAUGAUGAAGAGGACGAGGAAGAGGAGGAAGAAGAAGCUGCACAAAGGAGCACUGUCGUGGAAACCGAUUUUAAGUAUUCCGACUUUAUCCACAGAUUUGCCAAUGUGAAAGUUGUCAAAGCUUUGCUGCUUCUAUUACAACAAUUCGAUAAAAAUACGGACGAAGUGAAUCAUUACGUUAACAAGAUGAUUCAUCGAAUCGCGUGGGAGUGCAAAAUGCCUGGAAUGAUGUUCCAGGCAUCGAUUUUUCGAGUUUUUCAACGAAUCCUCGAGUCAAAAUGUCCCGAACACAAGGAACUUCAAAAGUCCGCAGUCUUCAUAAUCCGUCGUUUCAUCGAAGUCGCGGAAAAGAACCGGAAAGCGUACAUGGAGCUGCUCUUCUGGAAGACCACUCGCGACGCGACUGAGGUCGUCAGCGGUUACAACGCGGAAACGGCUAACAAGAAAGUUUCGCGCACCCUCUGGACCGAGGCCCAAGAAGACGAGUUACGCACGCUCUUUAUGGAACAUCAGACUAACAACUAUUCCCAAGAUCUUAUCGAAUGGCUGUUGGAAAAUAUUAAUCAAGAACGAACGAGACGCGGCAUUACAAAGAAGCUGAAAGAGCUGUUUUUGAUCGUUAACUCCAAAGCUGUCCGAAGCGAGAUACAGAAGAGGCUUCCGAAAGAAUGGUCCGAGAAUGAAGUCGCUCAGCUGACGGAGUUUUGGGAACAACUGAAAAACGACGACGGUAAUUUCCAUACAACAGAUCCUGUUGACCUGAUCUUCAAUGGGCUCACAAUAAAGCGGUCGAAGCCAAAGAUCAAGGAGAAGCUUUUGGAAUUAGGAUUGGCUGCGGAUCCGAAGGAGCUGCGCAAGAAGCGAUCCAGAAAAAGCAACCAAGGCAAAUCGUCGUGGGAAACGCAGUCUGUUAGUAAUUCAGACGAGAAUGAAAGCAGC
Messenger RNA from Colletes gigas, 2952 nucleotides. It is a transcript of the gene timeout, whose product is annotated as protein timeless homolog. Lineage: Eukaryota; Metazoa; Arthropoda; Insecta; Hymenoptera; Colletidae. Gene Ontology annotation, molecular function: DNA binding. Gene Ontology annotation, biological process: DNA repair; DNA replication checkpoint signaling; replication fork arrest. The record is from RefSeq and is a predicted model, not a curated record. Gene Ontology annotation, cellular component: replication fork protection complex. The transcript is spliced from 22 exons. The annotation marks the transcript as partial.